Molecule: messenger RNA, 3519 nt
Organism: Sinocyclocheilus grahami
Lineage: Eukaryota; Metazoa; Chordata; Actinopteri; Cypriniformes; Cyprinidae
Product: scavenger receptor cysteine-rich type 1 protein M130-like
Exons: 14
Coding region: 1-3519 (1172 amino acids)
Cellular component (GO): membrane
Source: RefSeq, a predicted model, not a curated record
AUGUCAGUGUGUGAUGCUGCCUUUGACCAGCAGGAUGCAGAGGUUGUGUGUAGAGAGCUGGACUGUGGGGCUCCUGUACAGGUGCUGGGAGCAGCUGCUUUUGGCAAAGGAGAUGCUCAGAUGUGGACACAAGAGAUUCAGUGCAGAGGAAAUGAAUCUCAGAUUCACCUCUGUGCGGCAUCACCAUCAGACAAACACAGCUGUUCUCAUGAAUACAGUGUUGAACUGGUGUGUGCAGACCGUGUGAAUGUGAGGUUGGUUAAUGGUCACAGUCGCUGUGCUGGUAGAGUGGAGGUUCAUCAUAGAGGUCAGUGGGGAACAGUGUGUGAUGAUUACUGGGAUUUGGCUGAUGCUGCAGUGGUGUGUAGAGAGCUGGACUGUGGAGAACCUGUAGAUGCUCUGAGUGAUGCUCAUUUUGGACCAGGAACAGGACCGAUCUGGAUAAGUUAUGUUGUGUGCACUGGAUCAGAGUCUACACUAAAAAACUGUGGCACAACAGGAUGGAGUAAAAGCGACUGUGAUCAUAAUGAAGAUGCUGGAGUCAGGUGCUCAGAAGUCAGACUGGUUGGAGGUUCUCGCUGCGCUGGGAGGUUAGAGAUGCUUCAUGAUCAGACGUGGAUGUCAGUGUGUGAUGCUGCCUUUGACCAGCAGGAUGCAGAGGUUGUGUGUAGAGAGCUGGACUGUGGGGCUCCUGUACAGGUGCUGGGAGCAGCUGCUUUUGGCAAAGGAGACGCUCAGAUGUGGACACAAGAGAUUCAGUGCAGAGGAAAUGAGUCUCAGAUUCAUCUCUGUCCAACAUCACCAUCACAUGAAAACAACUGUUCACAGGACAACAAUGUUAGACUGGUGUGUGCUGAUGCAAUGAAUGUGCGGGUUGUUGGUGGUAACAGUCGCUGUGCUGGUAGAGUGGAGGUUCUUCACAGAGGUCAGUGGGGAACAGUGUGUGAUGAUAGCUGGGAUAUGGCUGAUGCUGCAGUGGUGUGUAGAGAGCUGGACUGUGGAGAACCUGUAGAUGCUCUGGGUGAUGCUCAUUUUGGACCAGGAUCAGGACCAAUCUGGAUGAGUGCUUUAUGUUCUGGAAUGGAAUCUACAUUGAAGAACUGUAGAUCAGCAGGAUGGGGUGUGCACACAUGUACUCAUAAUGGUGAUGCUGGAGUCAUCUGCUCAGACCAUAAACAUUCCAGACUUAUUGAUGGACCUCACCUGUGCUCUGGGAGAUUAGAGGUGAUUCAUGUGAAUGCCUGGAAUUCAGUGUGUGAUGCUGCCUUUGACCAGCAGGAUGCAGAGGUUGUGUGUAGAGAGCUGGACUGUGGGGCUCCUGUACAGGUGCUGGGAGCAGCUGCUUUUGGAAAAGUAGACGCUCAGAUGUGGACACAAGAGAUUCAGUGCAGAGGAAAUGAAUCUUAUAUUUCUUUCUGUCCAACAUCAUCUCUCAAACACAACUGUACCCAUGAGAAUGCCAUUGGGCUGUUAUGUUCUGGUUAUACCGAUCUCAGACUGGUAAAUGGACCAGACUCCUGUUCUGGUCGAGCUGAACAUCAGUAUCUCAGUAAAUGGGCCACAGUGUGUGAUGCAUGCUGGGAUAUGAGAGCUGCCAGUGUCCUCUGUAGACAGCUGAAUUGUGGGAUUGCUGUGUCUGUUGUGGGAUCAGACUGGUUUGGAGAGGGAAGUGGUGAAAUCUGGGCUGAUGUGUUUGAUUGUGACGGGAAUGAAACAAAACUCUCAGAAUGUUCCAUCUCUUCAUGGAGUCGAGCUGAAUGUUCUCAUAAACAAGAUGUUGGAGUAAUCUGCUCUGGUUAUACCGAUCUCAGACUGGUAAAUGGACCAGACUCCUGUUCUGGUCGAGCUGAACAUCAGUAUCUCAGUAAAUGGGCCACAGUGUGUGAUGCAUGCUGGGAUAUGAGAGCUGCCAGUGUCCUCUGUAGACAGCUGAAUUGUGGGAUUGCUGUGUCUGUUGUGGGAUCAGACUGGUUUGGAGAGGGAAGUGGUGAAAUCUGGGCUGAUGUGUUUGAUUGUGACGGGAAUGAAACAAAACUCUCAGAAUGUUCCAUCUCUUCAUGGAGUCGAGCUGAAUGUUCUCAUAAACAAGAUGUUGGAGUAAUCUGCUCUGCUCAUCUGGGGAACUGCAGCUCUCCACAAACUCUCAACUGCAGCUCCACACAACAGCUGUCAAUCACCUGCCUUGGUCGCGGGUCCAUCAGGCUGGUGGGUUCUGGGGGAGACUGUGCAGGGAGGCUGGAGGUUUUUCACAGCGGCUCAUGGGGGACAGUGUGUGAUGACUCCUGGGAUAUUAAAGAUGCCCAUGUGGUGUGCAGACAGCUGCAGUGUGGAGUGGCCCUCAGUAACCAGCAGGUACCAGCCUGGUUUGGUCCUGGUUCUGGACCCAUAUGGCUGGAUGAGGUGGAGUGUGAGGGGAAUGAGACGUCCCUGUGGAGCUGCUCUUCUCCAGGCUGGGGAAAACAUGACUGUCAGCACAAGGAGGAUGUAGGAGUCGUGUGCUCGGAGUUUAAAGAGAUCAGGUUAACUGAGGGCUGUGAAGGGAAUGUGGAGGUUUUCUACAAUGGAUCCUGGGGCAAUGUUUGUUACAACCAGAUGGACAGAGAGACAGUGAGUCUGAUCUGUCAAGAGCUGAACUGUGGAAGAUCUGGCAGUGAACCCAGAUAUUCAGUGGGACUGAAGUCUCAUAACUGGCUGGAUUAUUUUAAAUGUCGACGACAUGAUUCCACUUUAUGGCAGUGUCCAUCUUCAUCCUGGGGACAGAAUGACUGUGAUAACGAGGUGGCCAAGAUCACUUGCUCUGCAGAGGAAAGUCAAGAGUCUCUGCGGAGUCGUCUGACAUGUUCAGCAUCUCCUUACCAGAGAAAGUGUUCAAAUCAUUUUCCUCUCAGACUGAGUGGAGGGGAGGGCCGGUGCUCUGGGAGGCUGGAGGUGUAUCAUAACGCUGUGUGGGGCUCAGUCUGUGAUGAUCAGUGGGACAUCAGCGAUGCUCAGGUGGUCUGCAGGCAGCUGGGUUGUGGAGCAGCACUGAGGGCUGAUGGGAAUUCAGUCUUUGGUGCUGGUGAAGGUGUUGUGUGGAUGAACAAAGUCGAGUGCAAAGGGAAUGAGAUUCACCUGUGGGACUGUCCUCUCUCCCUGAAAAACCACACUGACUGCUCCCACAAAGAGCACGCUGGACUCAUCUGUGCAGUAUUUUUUACAUUGCCAGAUUUGUCAGUGUCCACUCCCCCUGCCACAACAACAUCAGCUUCUCCUCCAGUGCACUCAACAUCAGUCUCUCCUCCACAAUCUCCUCCAGCAGCGUCUCUCUCCAUCCCCCCAGUGCUUGUGAUUGUACUGGGAGUUGUGCUCUUACUGCUCUUAGUGCCACUGCUUAUACUGAUUCAGCAGAACAGAAUGAUGAGGAGAGCUCUCUCUGACUGGUACACAGGACUUCACAGGACUCAGUCUCAGACUGAGCCAGUAUAUGAGGAAAUUUAUCACAGACACAAUCAAUUUACUCAUAGAGGUGAGGCAUCAUGA